AGCCUACAACAAAGUAACGACAAGAUGAAAAACUCAUUAUCGUAGGAAGAAAGAACAAAAGAUUCACCCACCAAAGGAGUUUGCUCCAAAUUUUAGAAAAAAUAAACCCAAAAGCUUGGAAUUGAGUAGGAUACAGACAGGCAUAUCAGCACAAACUGCAGAUUUUGUCUCUCUUUUCAGGAAGUGCGUGCCGGAAGAUACACACACGCACAAACCCACUGACUGUGUGUGCGGCUGAGGGAGAUAGAUGGCUGAUGAUUUGCCUUGCUGCGAUACCAAGUUUUUUCUGUAUGUGAUUGUAAUCAUAGGGCUGGUGCUGUUUGCUGGGAUGAUGGCUGGUCUCACUCUUGGCCUCAUGUCUCUUGGCCUUGUCGACCUCGAGGUUAUCAGCAAAUCAGGCCGCCCCCAAGAUCGCAAACAUGCUUCUAAAAUACUUCCAGUGGUGAAAAAUCAACACCUCUUGCUUUGCACACUCUUGAUUGGAAACUCUUUAGCAAUGGAGUCACUUCCCAUAUUCUUGGACAAGCUCGUGCCCCCUUGGGCUGCAAUCCUGGUAUCAGUCACACUCAUCCUCAUGUUUGGCGAGAUAUUACCUCAAGCAAUUUGUACACGUUAUGGGUUAACAGCUGGAGCAACUGCGGCGCCCUUUGUCCAACUUCUUCUUUGGGUGUUCUUCCCUAUUGCAUAUCCAAUUAGUAAGAUCCUUGACUGGAUGUUGGGCAAGGGGCAUGCUGCUCUACUGCGCAGAGCCGAGCUGAAAACUUUUGUUGAUUUCCAUGGCAACGAGGCUGGGAAAGGAGGGGAUUUGACACAUGAUGAGACGACAAUAAUAGCCGGGGCACUGGAAUUGACUGCGAAGACUGCCAAGGAUGCCAUGACGCCUAUAGCAAAGGCAUUCUCCAUUGAUCUCGAUGGAACUCUUAAUUUGGAGACGUUGAAUGCUAUAAUGACGAUGGGCCACAGUCGAGUUCCUGUGUACUAUAACAACCAAAAUAAUAUCAUUGGCCUCAUCUUGGUUAAAAACCUCCUUGCAGUCGACCCUGAUGAUUCAGUUCCUCUAAGGAAAAUGUUAAUCAGAAAAAUUCCUCGAGUCUCAGAAGACAUGCCCCUUUAUGAUAUUCUGAAUGAAUUCCAAAAGGGUCACAGCCACAUCGCUGUUGUGUAUAGGGAUUCAAAAGAUACACUCCAGAAAACCAAAGAAGAGAAUCAUAUAUUUGCAAUAAAAACUGUCACCCAUGAUGCCGACUCAGUCAUGAACAAGUCUGACGAUCAAGUCAAGAAAAGCCCUCCAGCGACUCCUGCUUUCAAGAAGAGGCACAAAGGCUGUUCCUUUUGUAUUUUAGAUUUAGAAACCUCACCAAUCCCCGAGUUUCCACCCGAUCAAGAAGUAGUUGGUGUCAUCUCCAUGGAAGAUGUGAUUGAAGAGCUUCUUCAGGAGGAGAUACUUGACGAAACAGACGAGUAUGUAAACAUACACAAUAGGAUAAAAAUAAACAUGAAUGCUGCUUCUCAGGAUAAGACUCCUGAUUCCAACUCUAUUCAAUCUACAACUCCGGUUUGAAGCUGUUGUCCGAUUCAACGGGUGCUGCGCAUUAACACAUUGUAGUAUAUAAGCUCAUAUAGUUGCCAAAGACAGCUUAUAUAAGUCUUAUAUGUUGAGAACAACUAGAAAAAGGAAUCUGAAUUAUAGUGCAUGUGGAUGAAUAAUUAAUUAAUUGUGUGUGAAAUAUGGGUUUAAACUUGUCUGUAUCAGUAUAUGGUUUGGCUAGGCUAUAUGUAUGCAUAAUUGUAUACUAAUUAAACCAUUCUCUUUCUUGAAAGAGAAUAAUAAUCGAUUCCAGAAAAUUCAAGUAAUAAUUCAGAUUUACAUGUUU
This is a messenger RNA of Salvia splendens (bonfire salvia), 1874 nucleotides long. Its product is annotated as DUF21 domain-containing protein At1g47330-like. The transcript is spliced from 12 exons. Bases 248 to 1561 code for a protein of 437 amino acids. Gene Ontology annotation, biological process: intracellular manganese ion homeostasis; magnesium ion homeostasis. Gene Ontology annotation, cellular component: cytoplasm. The record is from RefSeq and is a predicted model, not a curated record. NCBI's taxonomy places the organism in Eukaryota, Viridiplantae, Streptophyta, Magnoliopsida, Lamiales, Lamiaceae.